This is a messenger RNA of Sungouiella intermedia, 1836 nucleotides long. The record is from the annotation of a GenBank genome assembly. Lineage: Eukaryota; Fungi; Ascomycota; Pichiomycetes; Serinales; Metschnikowiaceae.
AUGGCUGAACAAUACGGCGUAGUGCCAGGAACCUUGAAAGACGCUCUCUCUAGAAGCACAUGUCACCAGUGGCACGGAAAGGGUCUCCGUGUGCAAGUGACAAACUCAAAGGUCAUCAAUGAAGCCUCGGCCACCGAAAGAAGAUACAGAUGCGUGUUAUCCGAUGGCAAGUACUCCAUCCAAGGCUUAAUCGAAUCCAAGUGCAAUUCGUCUUUGGAAGCCAAUGGCUUCACCAGAUACUCGAUUGUGACCAUCAAUCACUACACCAUUGCCAAAACUAUGAAGAGAAUCUUGCUUAUUUCCGAUAUCGUAGUUGACGUCCCCAAGGCUGGCAGAAUCGCGUCCGAAGUCACCAGUCUCGACCAAUACUUUGACCAGAAUCCUAGUGAAGACAUUGCCACUGGUGUGGCGGGCUCUACAACUCCUCAGCAACUGACUCCUCAGCCUCAGGCCGCCCAACCUGUGGCUCCACAAGUGAGAGAGAAUCGUCCAUCCUCAGACAGACCCGUCAACCCCAUCGAGUCGUUGUCACCAUACCAGAACAACUGGACCAUCAAGGGCCGUGUGUCGUAUAAGGGAGAUGUGAGAACGUGGUCGAACGCAAAGGGAGAAGGUAAGUUGUUCAAUGUGAACUUUUUGGAUGAGUCCGAUGAGAUUCGUGCCACUGCUUUCAACGAAAUGGCCGACAAGUUCUACAAUUUAUUGGAAGAAGGAAAGGUGUACUACAUCACCAAGGCACGUAUUCAACAGGCAAAGCCUAAGUUCUCUCACUUGAGUCACCCAUACGAAUUAUCCUUAGACAAGGACACUGAAAUCACCGAGUGUUUUGAUACCUCUGACGUGCCCAAGAUUCACUUCAACUUCACUAAAUUGGAUCACAUUCAGAACGCUGACAAGGAUUCCAUCAUCGACGUGAUUGGUGUUGUCAAGACUGUCAACGACGUGUUCCAGAUUACCGCCAAAUCUACAGGAAAGCCUUUCAACAGAAGAAACAUCACCAUUGUUGAUGACUCCAAUUUUGCCAUUGAGGUCGGUUUGUGGAAUGCAACUGCUGUCGACUUCAGUAUCCCUGCUGGUUCUGUCGUGGCUAUCAAGGGAGUGAAGGUGCAAGACUUUGGAGGAAGAUCUUUGAGCUUGACUCACUCGGGAAGUAUGAUGAGUAACCCUGACAUUCCUGAAGCUUACCAAUUGAAGGGCUGGUACGAUAACAAGGGUGUAAAUGAGAACUUCCAGAGCAUGAAGUCCGAGUCCUCGGGAUCUGGCGAGUCGUUGGGCAACAGAAAGACCAUUGUUGAAAGUGAACAAUUGGAAUUGGGAACUAGCGAGAAGCCCGACUACUUUUCCUUGAAGGCAACUAUCAACUAUUUCAAGACUGAUAACUUCUGUUACCCUGCCUGUAACAACGAAGUCAAUGUCUCCUCCAGAGGUCCUACUCCUUGUAAUCGUAAGGUUAUUCAAGAAAGCGACAACUCAUGGAGAUGCGAAAGAUGUAAUUUGACUUACGAAGAACCACACUACAGAUAUAUUUUGAACUGUUCCAUUAUGGAUCAUACAGGCCAGAUUUGGGCCACUUUGUUCGAUGACGAGGCAAAGAAGUUGUUCAACAUGAGUGCCGGAGAAUUGAUGAAAUUGAAGGGUUUGGAUGGAGAUGACAACCACGACUUUUUGACGCUCGUGAACUCAAUUACGAUGAAGGAAUAUAACUUCAGAUUGAGGGCAAAACAAGAGAGUUUUAACGGGAACAUGAGAAUCAGAUACAACGUGAUGUCUAUCAACGAGAUUGAUUUCAAUGCAGAGAGUAUUCAUUUGGCCAAGAAGCUCGAAUCGGUUCUAUAA